This is a messenger RNA of Ochotona curzoniae (black-lipped pika), 1241 nucleotides long. RefSeq names its product HLA class II histocompatibility antigen, DQ beta 2 chain-like. Gene Ontology annotation, molecular function: MHC class II protein complex binding. NCBI's taxonomy places the organism in Eukaryota, Metazoa, Chordata, Mammalia, Lagomorpha, Ochotonidae. Gene Ontology annotation, biological process: immunoglobulin production involved in immunoglobulin-mediated immune response; antigen processing and presentation of exogenous peptide antigen via MHC class II; positive regulation of T cell activation. The record is from RefSeq and is a predicted model, not a curated record. Gene Ontology annotation, cellular component: MHC class II protein complex; membrane. The transcript has 6 exons. The coding region runs from base 79 to 888 and encodes 269 amino acids.
UUUUAUCCCCCAAGGUGGGCACGUCGGAUCUAUUAGGUGCAAGUUUUCUACAAACAUUACUUUCUUCUGUUCUCAAGUAUGACUUGGCGGAUGGCUCUGCAGCUUCGGAGUGGCCUCCAGGGAGCAGCUGUGAUGGUGAUCCUGAUGGUGCUGGGUGCCCCAGUGGCUGAGGGCCGUGACUCUCCACAGGAUUUCGUGCUCCAGUUUAAGGGCUUGUGCUACUUCACCAACGGGACGCAGCGGGUGCGGGGUGUGGCCAGAUACAUCUACAACCGGCAGGAGUACGUGCGCUUCGACAGCGACGUGGGCGAGUUCCUGGCGGUGAUCGAGCAGGGCCGGCCGGACGCCGAGUACUAUAACAGCCAGCCGGACAUCCUGGAGCAGUAUCGGGCCGCGGUGGACACGGUCUGCAGACACAACUACCAGGGUGAACUCGUUACCACCCUGCAGCGGCGAGAGGUGCCUACAGUGACCGUCUUCCCAUCUGAGACAGAGGUUCUGGAUCACCACAACAUGCUGGUCUGCUCGGUGACAGAUUUCUAUCCAAGCAAGGUCAAAGUCCGGUGGUUUCGGAAUGGCCAGGAGGAUACAGCUGGUGUGGUGUCCACUCCCCUUAUUAGGAAUGGGGACUGGACCUUCCAGAUCCAGGUGAUGCUGGAGAUGACUCCGCAGCGAGGAGAUGUCUACACCUGCCACGUGGAGCACUCCAGCCUGGACAGUCCCAUCAUGGUGGAGUGGAGGGCACAGUCUGAAUCUGCGCAGAGCAAGAUGCUAAGUGGUGUCGGGGGAUUUGUGUUGGGUCUGAUCUUCCUUGGGCUUGGCCUUAUCAUCCGUCACAGGAGUCAUAAAGGAUCCCAUGGACCUCCACCUGCAGGACUCUUGCACUGACUCCUAAGGACAUGCUGAGUGAGAUUGGUUACUGCUUCUGUAAUGCCUAACUUCUUGUCCUACCUUGGAACUCCCACCUGCCUGGGUCAGCCUGCCCCCCUGUAAGAUCAGAGUCCUAUAAUGAACCUGUUACAGCUGCCAGCUCACUUCCAGCCCAAGGAUCGGACUGUGUCUCAGCUUCCUGCACUGACCUCAGAGCCUCUGCCAGUGUGCUGCCAGCUGCAUCUACCCAACGACAUGAUAUUACUGUUUCUGCCCUGUCCCACAGAUUGCUUAAGAAAAGUACAUUUACCUGAACUUAGAGUUUUCUUUUCUUUUUUUUUUUUUUUACAAUUAAACAUGAUUAUAAGUUA